Molecule: messenger RNA, 2290 nt
Organism: Medicago truncatula (barrel medic)
Lineage: Eukaryota; Viridiplantae; Streptophyta; Magnoliopsida; Fabales; Fabaceae
Product: stomatal closure-related actin-binding protein 3
Exons: 4
Coding region: 368-661 (97 amino acids)
Biological process (GO): actin filament organization; regulation of stomatal movement
Molecular function (GO): actin binding
Source: RefSeq, a predicted model, not a curated record
CCCUACAAGGGGUAUUUUUGUAAUUCAAUAAUAGAUGAAUUCUGAUUCUUGACACGUCAUGCAAUUAGCCUAUGGAUAUUGUGGCAUAAGGCAUUGUUAUUUUUUCCAUUCUCUCCCUCUGUGUACGCGUUUCUCCCUUUCUGAUCGUCGUGUUUAAUUUUUAUUGUGUUUUACCAUCAUUUCCUUCAUAGUGGUGAUUCAAGAAGUGGUGUAGUUUCAGAAUCAAGGAACGCAGCCUCUCUUUUGUUGUCCUCUUCAUCAAUUCUUGAUUUUUAUCUUCAUCAGAGCAGCUCUGGCAGGUCGACCGGUUCCGUUUCAGUGAAAUUCUCUAAGGUGUUUGGUGAACGUACAACUUUUGAAGAGGUUCAUGAAGGCUUCUGAAUAUGCUAAAAGGUUGGUUAAUCAAGAGAAGUCUUUUGCUUGUGCUGAAGUCGAGAGUACUAGAGCAGUGGUGCUGAGAAUUGGGGAGGCACUUGAAGAACAAGAAAAAGAUACACAAGCUUCUAAACCACAGGUGAAGACAACCAUGAUUAUGACUGAGAAGAUAAUGGCUAAAGCUUUUGACAAGGGGCACGUUACACCUGGGGAUAAUAGUUGGGUCAUAUGUUUAUGUUUCGAUGACAACCGAUAUUUGAGGUCCUGGUUCUAUUGGGAUUUUUAAGAAGGAGUUGGGAUGCUAAGGUAGUUAUAAUUUAUGUCUUCUUUUUUUAACUUUUUGAUUUGUUGUGGUGGUUGAUGUAUGUGUUAAUGGAUUUUAUGUGAAAAUCGAUUUUCGCUGAAGGAUUGAAUUGUGUUAUUGUUGUUUAAGGCAAUAGGAUUAGAGUCAUGUAAUAAAAUUAAACUGAAGAAAUAUAUAGGCGGUAGUAGUUGAUAUUUAUCAAAAUUGAGUAUAUGAUUUUGGCUAGAGAGCUAUGAAUAGAUGAAUCGAUCAAAGGGAUAGGAUUAGAGAUCUACUAAGAAGGGUUUGUUUCAUGAAGCACUUGCAAUUUCCUGCACUUAAACCUUUUUUCCUAUGUUUGUAGAGCUCGAAUUCUAAGUUUGUGAGAUUUUCAAAAUCUAUGCACUAUGAAUAGCAUUGUUUCAUAAAGCACUUGCAAUUUCCUGCACAUACACCUUUUUUCUAUGUUUGCAGAUCUCGAAUUCUUAGUUUGCGAGCUUUUCAAAAUCUAUGCACUAUGAAUAGCAUUGUUUGGAAGAAGAAUGUGCGUCAAUUAAUUCAGUCGAGGUCAGGUAAUGAAAUAUGAGCGCAUGUUAUUAAGAACUGAAAUAAAGAAACAAAUGUCUUACCAUGGUGAUAAGUUUAACCUUUCUUUCUACAAAAUAGUUUUAUGAAAAUCAACAUGACUUUUUGUUUAUAUGCCUUAAUUAGAUCACAAUGAAAAGCCAUUGAUUAGUCUUAUGAAACAUUUGAAAGAAGUUAAAUUUUCUGUUGGAAAUCCCGCCCUGAAUAUGAGGGGGUGGGUUGGUAAUUCCACCUCAGGUGCGUUGGAAAUCCCACCCCGAAUGUGAGGGGGUGGGUUGGUAAUUCCACCUUAAAAUUGCGAUGCGAUCUGCCCCAAGUUGCCUUAUGUUGGCUUGUCUUUGCGGGGGUGGAUUUAGUCCCACAUCGGUUAGAUUGGAAGCUUGAUCAGAGUUUAUAAAGAGGAAACACUCCUCACCUUACAAGCCGGUUUUGUAAGGAUGAGUUAGGCCCCAAAAUUUCAACAUUUUCACAACUAAACGUUUCUUACAAGUCAAUUCUAUAAGGUUGAAUAAGUGGCAACUUUGACUCUAUUCAGUUGCAUUGUUGUUAUUUGUUCUAACUGUGAUUUCAAGUGGAAAUUCUUAUCACAUAUAAGGCAUGUCAGUAUAACUUGGUUGUUUGAGAGAAAGGUGAGUCUUUUCUAUCUUUUAAAGGGUCCAUGCAUUGGUUUAUUUGCAUAACAAAGUUUAGUGCAAGUUAUAUGUAUCUUGCAAUAAAUUAUAAGUUAUUUGUUCUUUUAGGUUGGUUAUUUUUCUUAUUCCUUUCUUACUUUUGCUUUCACUUUAAUCUGUAAUAAUAAUAAUAAAUUGUUAGGAUCAGUUAUGAUACACUUUCACUCUUUUUUGUCACUGCAUACUGUAUAGGAGAAGUCAUUUAAUGAGUGCGGAUUUAAACUUUAUAUAUAUAAAGGUAAAUAUGUUUUGUGUUUAUGUCGAUAUCCCUCAUUUUGAGUUUCGACUAACCAAAUUAGUUAUUGUGAGGAUUACAUAUGUAUAUGUGUUUGAUAGAGUUUGAAUGUUAAUGUUGUUUAAACUUUGAACUGCCAUG